UGCCUGGACUCCACACAGUCUAUCCUCCUGUUGCUGCUAUUGGCCCAGCUGCUUGUCCUUUCAUGGUCACGCCCCACCAUCAAGUGCCCCCUCUGUGCCCAUCUGACAAUGAUGGUCCAGCAAAUGAGAAGCCUGCAGAUGCUGACAAGUAAUCUACAGGUGAGUGAGUUGACCAUAGUUUAGUAGGCACAGCACAGUUAUUGCUAGUCAACAUACUCUCAAUCUGUGACCAUCCAAUAUAACUCUUAUCUAUGUCCUCUUAAUUUAGAGUGAAAGGGAUUUCAGCGGUAUAGAGCUUAUGGAGUACAACCUAGACUCUCUUCCAGAGAUGGAGCACACCGCAAAUCACCUCAGUUCACUAAAGGUAUGUAUCAGUCUUCUCAAGUCCAGUCCUUAUUGCAUGCUUUUAUCUGUCUCUCUCUAAAUAACUACAGUGCCUUCAGAAAGUAUUCACAUCCCUUGACGUUUUCCACAUUUUGUUGUGUUACUAAGUGGGAUUAAAAUGGAUUUAAUUGUCAUUUUUUUGUCAAUGAUCGACACAAAAUACUCUGCAAUGUCUAAGUGGAAGAUUUUUAUAUUUUAUUUUUUAUCGAAAAUAAAACACUAAUAUAUUUUGAUUAGAUAAGUAUUCAACCCCCUGAGUCCCCCUGUUAGAAUCACCUUUGGCAGCGAUUACAGCUGUGAGUCUUUCUGGUUAAGUCUCUAAGAGCUAUGCAAACCUGGAUUGUACCAUAUUUGCCCAUUAUUCUUAAAAGAAUUAUUCAAGCUCUGUCAAGUUGGUUAAUGAUCAUUGCUAGACAGCCAUUUUCAAGUCUUGCCAUAGAUUUUCAAGCCAAUUUAAGUCAAAACGGUAACUAGGCCACUCAGGAACAUUCAAUGUUGUCUUGGUAAGCAACUCCAGUAUAUAUUUGGCCUUGCCUUUCAAGUUGUUGGACUGCUGAAAGGUGAAUUUGUCUCCCAGUGUCUGUUGGAAAGCAGACUGAACCAGGUUUUCCUCUAGGACUUUGCCUGGGCUUAGCUCUAUUCCUUUUCUUUUUAUCCUAAAAAACUCCCUAGUCCUUGCUGAUGACAAGCAUACCCAUAACACGAUGCAGCCUCCACCAUUAUUGAAAAUAUGAAGAGUGGUACUCAGUAAUGUGUUGUGUUGGAUUUGCUCCAAACACAAUGCUUUGUAUUCAGGACAAAAAAGUUAAUUUCUUUGCCACAUUUUUUGCAGUAUUACUUUAGUGCCUUGUUGCAAACAGGAUGCAUGUUCUGGAAUAUUUGUAUUCCUUACAGACUUCCUUCUUUUCACUCAGUCAUUUAGGUUAGUAUUGUGGAGUAACUACAAUGUUGUUGAUCCAUCCUCAGUUUUCUGCUAUAACAGCCAUUUAACUCUGGAACUGGUUUAGAAUGGGAAGAAAUUAAGAAAAUGUACGCACUCACUACUGUAAAUCGCUCUGCAUAAGAGCGUCUGCUAAAUGACUAAAAUGUAAAUGUAAAAUGUUUAAAAUCACCAUUGGACUCAUGGUGAAAUCCCUGAGCGGUUUCCUUCCUCUACGUUAACUGAGUAAGGAAAGACGGCUGUAUCUUUGUAGAGACUGGGUGUAUUGAUACACCAUCCAAAGUGUAAUUAAUAACUUCACCAUGCUCAAAGGGAUAUUCAAUGUAUGCUUUUUUUUUGCCAAUAGGUGUCCUUAUUUGCGAGGCAUUGUAAAACCUCCCAGGUCUUUGUCAUUGAAUCUGUGCUUGAGAUUCACUGCUCGACUGAGAGACCUUACAGAUAAUUGUAUGUGUGGGGUACAGAGAUGGGGUAGUCAUUAACAAAUCAUGUUAAACACCAUUAUUGCACAUUGAGUUAGCCCAUACAACUUAUUAUCUGACUUGCUAAGAACAUUUUUACUGCUGAAGUUAUUUAGACUAGCCAUAACACAGGGGUUUAAUACCAAUGUCUCAAGACAUUUCAGCUUUUAAUUUUGAAUUAAUUUCAAAACAUUUCCUUUACCGCAAUUGUAAAUGUCCCUCAGUCAAGUAUUGAAUUUCAAGCACAGAUUCAACUGCAAAGACCAGGGAGCUUUUCGAAAGCCUCAUAAAGAAGGGCAGUGAUUGGUAGAUGGGUAACAAUAACAAAUCAGACAUUAUGCAGUUUUCCUUCUGAACUGAGCUGCAGGACAGGAAGGAAACUGCUUAGGGAUGUCACCAUGAUUCCAUUGAUCAACAACAUUUUAGUGACUCCACAAUAAUGACGUAAAUGACAUAGUGAAAAUAUCAUAGAAAAUAACAUGCAUCUUGUAUGCAACAAAGCACUAAAUUAUUACUGCAAAAAAACACGGUAAAAGAGUAAACUUUUUGGCCUAAAUUAAAAGCAUUAUGUUUGGGGCAAAUCCAACACAAAUCACUGAGUAACUGCCUCCUUAUUUUCAAGCAUGGUGGUGGCUGCAUCAUGGUAUGGGUAUGCUUGACAUCGACAAAGACUGGGGAGUUUUUCAGGAUGAAAAGAAACGGGAAUUUGAAAAGAAUAAUGGGCAAAUAUUGCACAAUACAGGUGUGCAAAGCUCUUAUGAGACUUGCCCAAGAAGAAUCACAGCUGUAAUCUAUGUCAAAGGUGUUUCUAACAUGUUGAAUACUUGUGCAACAACUAUAUUCAGUUAUUUAAUUUGUAUUCAUCUUUGUUUUUUAGUUAUAAUUUUUCUUCCAUUUUGACAUUAUAUAGUAUUUCGUGUAGGUUGUUGACAACAAAUGACAAUUACAUACUUUUUAAUCCCACUUUGUGAGACAACAAAAUGUGAAGAAAUCCAAGGUGUCUGAAUACUUUUGCAAGGAGCAGUAUACAGUACCAGUUAUCUGAAAGUGACAUAAAGUUCUAUAAAUGUAGUGACUUAAAGCAACAUAAAUGUAUUCCAUAAUUCAUCACUGCUCAGUUUAUUUAAUAUAUUGUGAGGAAUGCUUCAGGGGUGCUUUAUAAAUUCACCAGGAACAAUUUUCAGAAGAUUUUUUGACGUUGUACUAAAUAUGCGUUUAAAACACAGUGUCAAGUCCCCAGUCUUUGGAAUUCACAACUUGUCGCCCUCUCUUCCCUUUUCCAGCUAAAGAACUCCCUCUCACAACUUUACACCGAUCUCUGCUCCUUUAAACUGCACGUUGACUGGCUGAUUGAUGUCCGAGUCAAUAUGAGCCUGCCAGUCUCUCCCAAGACAGUAGAGGUCACUAAAGGCCUGCAUAAUCUCUCAAGCCUCUGUUCGACUGCACUAAAGCAGGUAGGUAGCGCAAUAUACUCUGGGUACAGUUCUAGGAUCCACUUACGCGCUCAAAUUCCUAACCUUAUCCAUAAGUGAGGGAAAAUGUAACCAACCUUAGGUCAGAGUAUAUGGGCAAUGUCAUUGUACUCCACUCAGAUCAAUGUGAUACAAAGCUGAAGUGGUACAAAAAGAGCUGACUAAUGUCAAUGGUAGAAAGCUUAAUGUACCCAAGCAUUUUAGCUUAGUCACUGUGUGGAAAGAACAUCUAUAUAAUAUAACAAAUAUGGAAAAGCUGUUUGGAUUUUGAUAAUUCACUGUGGUAUGUUCAGAUGUUAUAUUUGACAGUAACAUAAGAUUCUUAGUUCGCAACAUUCUAACUUUUCCCACACCCUUUCUUCCCCCAUUAUAGAUUGCAUGCACACUACCCCAGAUUUCCAUUCCCUCCUUCCCAACACAACUCACAACCUGGGAUGUGGCUCUCCUCUCCUACAAGAUUCCUGAACAGUUAAGAUUCUACUGUCAAUGGUCUACCAGAGUGCUGCUCUUCCUUAGGUCACAGGUUCAGGGCCUU
Messenger RNA from Coregonus sp. 'balchen', 3789 nucleotides. Lineage: Eukaryota; Metazoa; Chordata; Actinopteri; Salmoniformes; Salmonidae. The record is from the annotation of a GenBank genome assembly.